Molecule: messenger RNA, 1240 nt
Organism: Aspergillus wentii DTO 134E9
Lineage: Eukaryota; Fungi; Ascomycota; Eurotiomycetes; Eurotiales; Aspergillaceae
Exons: 2
Coding region: 16-864 (282 amino acids)
Source: RefSeq, a predicted model, not a curated record
AAGCACUUUGUUGACAUGGUCUACGAAGCUCUCGUCUUCGAAGAGAGCAGAGGCGGUUUCAAACAACCAACAUGCGUCAUGUCCAUGAUGGAGCUAAUCCUAGGCAUUGCAACCGGCCCUUUUAUGCGAAAGACCAGCUUCGAGGGUAAUAAAAUCAUCACCAAAGAGGCGAUGGAAAUAUUCCGCGAAUCGAUCAGAUACGUGGCCGACAGCGAGAUUCAACUCUUCAACAGCUUCGAAAACUCUCUGGAUCCAAAGAAUAACAAGAACGGGAACGGCAGUAACGCAGCGUUGAAUCCAUGGCACAAUCUGCAUGAAGAGACCAAGUUUCUGCGCGAGAUUAAAGAUAUCCAGGAUGAGUUGAAGAUUCUGCGGACACUCGCAGAGGCUCAGGAGACGGUGUGGAAUCAGACAUUUGACGAUGACCAUUUCAAGGAUCGAUCUAUCUGCACGCCCAUGUCGGUCAAGGCAGAGGUUGACAGGAUGAUUGAAGAGGCAGACAAGACUCAUGACUCGGUUGGUUACCCAUAUAGUACAAGCAGUGAGGUAUCUCUAACAGUCACAGAUCAACACGCUGCUAGACUUGAAGCAGAAACAAGCAGGCAUGACAGACGCCCAGCUCGGCCACGAGCAGAACAGAAUCGUCACUGUCUUUACCGUCGUGACCAUUGUCUUUCUCCCCCUUUCCUUCCUGACUUCGGUCUUUGCCUUGAAUAUAUCCGACUUUCCCCAUGUAGGAAACAAUGUCGAAUUCGAAGGCUGGUGGAUAUGAAAAAUCAGUUGGCAUCUCAAUCGGCGUAUCCUUCCUCUUCCUCUUCUUCGCAUUCAACGUCAACACUCUCAACAAGUACUACCACGCGUUGAUGCACCAAGGCCACCGGGGAAAGUUUAUACAGGAUCUAAAAGCGAGAGUCCUCCCAAAGAAACGCAACAAGCAGACAAAUAACAAAAUGCAAAAACCUUCCAAGGAAACAAAUCCCGUGAAAACGAGCGCGUUGGAAAGGAAGAUAUCACCAUCCGAGAAGGAGGAGACGAAAUAUGGAAUUGAGAGUCAUGGUCCGGGAAAGGAGAUGAUCAAGGCGUUUCAAUUCUUGGAUCCGCUGCGCAGUAGGAAGAAGCAUGCGUCUCCGUCGGAUCCGGAGUUGGGUGGCUAUUGAGCUGGAUGAAUAGAUUGAAUAAACGAAUAAUGCAGGCACUGAUAAUGAAGAGCAUCGCCCAUGAGGGUACGUUAACAUUUCCC